This is a messenger RNA of Macrosteles quadrilineatus (aster leafhopper), 2506 nucleotides long. Its product is annotated as D-2-hydroxyglutarate dehydrogenase, mitochondrial-like. Gene Ontology annotation, molecular function: catalytic activity; FAD binding. The record is from RefSeq and is a predicted model, not a curated record. NCBI's taxonomy places the organism in Eukaryota, Metazoa, Arthropoda, Insecta, Hemiptera, Cicadellidae. Gene Ontology annotation, cellular component: mitochondrion. The transcript is spliced from 10 exons. Bases 118 to 1641 code for a protein of 507 amino acids.
CUUUUCAAAGUGGCUGUAUGUGUAGUAAAAUGCAGUAUUUAUUGAGACAGUUGUGUUUUUGUGAAUGCUCAAGUUAUUUGAAUCAACUUAUGGAGUAGGCUAUUGCCAACUAUUUUGAUGAUGGCUUUAUCGAGAAACACUUACAUUUCAUGUGUUAGAGCCUUCAGUUCUGCAAGUAUAUUGCAAUAUUCUGCAGAAGUUCCAUUUACCGCAGACCAAUAUUCAAUCAAAAGAGGUGCGUUUGCGGAACUGCGAGAUGUUCAUUUGCAACAUUUCCAAAAACUUCUGCAGCCAGGACAAGUUCUUACAGACCCCAGUGAACUCAGGUCCCACAACACCGACUGGUUUAAACAUUUUAGAGGAAAUGGAAAAGUUAUUUUGAAACCAAAGAAUACAGAAGAAGUUUCAGCAAUAUUAAAAUUCUGCUACACCGAAAACUUGGCAGUUGUUCCACAAGGCGGUAAUACAGGUGUAUUGGGUGGAAGCGUCCCAAUAUUUGAUGAAGUAAUCAUUUCUACAUCAUAUAUGAACAAGAUAAUACAAAUUAAUGAAAUACCAGGAAGCAUAGUAUGCCAGGCAGGCUGUGUGUUGGAGACAUUAGACAAUGCCUUGGCAGAUCACGGACUGAUGAUGCCUCUAGACCUCGGGGCCAAGGGCAGUUGUCACAUUGGAGGCAACAUCGCCACCAAUGCUGGAGGUCUGAGACUGCUGCGCUACGGCAGCCUGCAAGCUAAUACACUCGGCCUUGUUGCGGUGAAGUCUGAUGGUCAAGUGAUAGACUGCAUGAACACCCUCAAGAAGGACAACACUGGUUAUCAUCUGAAACACUUGUUUGUCGGCUCAGAAGGAACUCUUGGAUUAGUCACUGAGGUUGCAAUCCAGUGUCCUCCAAAACCUCAAUCUGUCAGUUUGGCACUACUAGGAAUGAAAACCUUUGACCAUGCUCUACAGUGUUUUCGGCUAGCAAGAAGUCUGCUAGCUGAAGUGAUAUCUUCUUGCGAAGUGAUGGAUUAUGAAUCUUUAUCUCAAGUCACUAAAAAGUUGAGGGUUUCCAGCCCUUUGGAUGAUCAUCCGUUUUACAUUCUACUUGAGGUGUCUGGUUCCUGUCGUAGUCAUGAUGAAGAGAAACUUAAUAGUUUCCUACAGAAGGCCCUUGACAGUGGAACCAUCAAUGAUGGUCUGGUCACCAACGAACCAUCAAAGAUGAAUAAGCUGUGGCAGCUCAGAGAGCGUAUUCCAGAAGCUUUGUUUACCGACAGUUAUGCUUACCUCUACGACAUCUCUCUACCCCUAGACAGCUACUACCAGAUAGUACCUGAAUUGAGAACUCGGCUACAAGGCACCGAGGCCACUGAUGUCACUGGCUUUGGACACCUGGGUGAUGGGAAUCUGCACCUGAACAUCUGUGCGCCUCAGUUCAGCCCAGAGCUGCUGGCCAAGAUAGAACCGUUUGUCUUUGAGUGGAUAAGUGAGCGAGGAGGCAGCAUCAGUGCUGAACACGGCAUCGGCUUCAAGAAGACCGAGUUCUUACGAUACUCCAAGUCUGACGCAGCCAUCCACACCAUGAGGCAGAUGAAACAGCUCAUGGAUCCCAAGGGGAUUCUCAACCCUUACAAAGUUCUGCCUGUGGAAUUGUUUUGAUAGUGGAAAUGAUGCUUAAGCUGGGUUUACACGAGCAGGGGAGACAAUUUUCAGAAGACAACUGACUGGCAUGAAAUUAUUGGCUUCGUGUAAACACUGUGGGCCAAUUCACAAUCAUCCUGAAAUUCAGUUGCCUCCAGGGGUGGACUGAGAAUAACCAGCAGGACAACUGGCCUCUGACCAUCCCGCAAUCGGUGAAAAUAACUUUCUCACAAACUGGCAUCGUGUAAACCAGGCUUUAGGGAUCAGCUGGUCUAGGUACUAAAAAAUAUUCAUUUUCAGUCUGUUUUCAUCACUCCGUACAGAAAGUAGCUAUUUUUGAUAACAGCUAAUAUGAAAGAAAGUAAAUUUAACAAGCUCUAACUGACUUUCCCUUGCCCUAAAUAAGUUCUCCAUUUGUCCAGUAUUUGUUUAAAAUGUAUACAUUAAAAUCAGCUGUUUUUGUUUUUAAUGAUUAACAAUAUAAAUGAAACCAGAAAUAUGCAUAGCUGUGUUAUACCAAGGCCCCACUAGAAAAAACAGGCCAUGCUGCAGCGCGGGUAGCGCAACACUACGUCACAGUGGUGGAUAGUUAUACUAAACUCUUACCAUUAAAAUCUUACAAACAGCCAGCUUGUUUAUUUACCUAAAACAUAUGGGAAUGGUGAUGGCAAUGAAUUUAUCAAUGAAAUCUAUCCACUAGUGUGACGUCACGGAUCCUGCAGCAUGGCCUGCUUUUUCUAGUGGGGCCUUGGUUAUACCUUAUUGUAGAUGGUUACUGCAUAAUAAACAUUACCUUGAACUUCUUAAUUUUAUGAUGUUAUUUAAGGUUUUUUUAGGUUUGUUAUAACCUUUUAGCUUUUAUUUUUAUAUUAAAAUAAUGUUA